GUUCUAGCUGGAGUGGAUCCCCUUGGAUCUUGAAUCUUGAAGCUACAGUGUUUUCAUCUUCAGACAUCGUGAAAAACAGCCUUUCCCCAGGAAAGAUGUGGAUUCUGUCCGUGAGUCGCAGUUGCACUAGCUUCACACAAUGGCAAGCAAUACUUACACGAGUAACUAUGUUAUUAUAGCUCACAUAGCCUGUUCAAGUUGAGUACAUUGCCUCAUCUUGUACAUUUUUUAUUGGUAAGCGCUCCUUGCCAGUCAACAACAUGCAUAUUUGAUAUGUUCUCUCAUCAUCAUAUUUCAUAUGUGCUGUACGUCGUGCAUCAACAUUUGCUACAGCAUACUAGUGGUCUACUAGUGGUCUCUCCAAUUAACAACGCCUCUUGCCAGGCAUAUCAAUCAAUCAAUCGUAAGUAGUAUUAAGACUAUCUAAGUAUGUAAAAGUCAGUAGUAUGAAGAGGACUUAUUGUGUACUAAAAGUCCGACGACCGUGCUCCUUCUGCGUCUAGUACACUAGACCUUGUUCCAUCUAGCACUUUUCCACGCUGUUCUAGCCCUUUGUCCGCCUAGAACAGCAUGGCAAAGUGCUUCCUACUAGCAUUAUCGUCAAGCGCCGCUGGUCUCAUACAAAUAGGCCUUCAGCACGAGCACUUUGUUUGCGUUUGUUGAGGGUGUAUUUUCAGAAUGAUUAUGAGGCACACGGACAUGAAUGCAGACGAUGAGGUACUUAGGAGUAAUGGAGACAGUGUCAGAGCAGGUAUACGUAGAUGCUAUUCACCACACAACUGCUCACAGCCUCAAUUUCAGAGAAUGUAGCAGAACUCCGAAUAAGAACUAGCGAGCAGCACUGGGUUGGUAAAUCUCCGCAUGCUAUGUGGUUUUCAACGACAAUCUAACUUCAUGUCCGUGAUUUUAUGAGUGAGUGGCAUAAGUGGUGAGUCACAGAUAGAUUUUGAAAGAGCUACGAAUAACGUCGAGUGAUCCGUCUUCUGACUGAGUUGUAUCUCGUUGUCAGUUCAAUAAUUGAUAUGAUGUGUUCCCAUAGGCAUAGAUACUUCGUACUUGUAUUCAUCUUCUUUGCUCUGUCCUCGUCGUGUGUUUGUGUCUUACUUUGUGUAAGAAUUUAUGCUGGCCGCUCCUUACUAGGGAGGACUCAUGCAGCUACUCUAGACUAAUCAUGCUAUUCUUCUUCCAGGUAAUAUUAUUCCAAAGACCUGCUCCACGUAUGUUGACAACUACAUAAAACUCAUAGAUGUAAAUAGUCGUUCCGUUGCGCUGUUGCGUUAUCAUAGGUUUAGGAUGUUCAUUGCAUGUCUUAUUAACCGACCUGGGUAUCUCAUUUUGUAUGACAACCGUCCAUUUCAUCUAAGAUUUAAAUGUUCUGUACAACUACAUUGCAAGCACAACAUGAACAUUGGCCGUGAAUGAAGUCUUGCACUAGUGGCUCUGCUACGGUGCUACCUAGGGAAGCACCCAAGCUGGUGGCCUACCUCUGCCUAUCUACUUGGCUACACAAAGAACGCCUUUACCAAUAUCUAAGUACGAAAACGUUCCGUCGUGCUUUCUCAGUGCGCGCGUGUGUUGUACUCUCUCAGUACGACGACCCUGGCCCUCUUCAUGACGCAAGUUCUUGUGUUGGAGUUGUACACCUAACUAAUCACAACAGUUCUCAGCAUUAUUGCUAAUUAUUUGAAUGUAAGGCGUGGGAAGGGGGGAGAACUUUUAGGGAGAAAGAAGGAAAGCUUGAUCCGAUCAUUACAAAAGCAUUGUCGCGUAGUCUUCGAUAUUCUUGUUGUACGGCUGUUACUAGAAGUGCUGCAUUCCGUCCUAUCCUAACCUGGUGCCGCGUAAAAAAUCGCGUCGUGUCUGUACUACGGGUCUCAUAAAUACGUGAGUACAUGAAUACAACCAGAUCUACCAAUCCAAGGGAGAAGGUACGAAAAUGAUCUGAGUACAACACCGUUAGCACAAGAGUCUAGCGGUACACCGACUCGGGUUCUGGUCUGAGAAGUACAACGAAGGUGCAUGUUAAUACAAGUGUGGUCUAGAAGCGGUACACCGACUAGGGCACAACAAGAGUAGACUGGGCCUUCUAAAAUUUACGGCUUCAGUACAACUGUCCAUGUCGGAAGACUUGAAUCCAAAGAGUGCAGGUCGUAAGACUUGAGUCCGAUAGGUUGUAAAAAGCUUGUACAGGAUGCUAGGCUCCAAGACUAAAAAAUCAAAACUUGUACACUUCUAGUUUUAAUAUUGCUGCUGGUGCGUGGCGACGUGGGAAGACAUCAUAGCGUUUAACUUUACUCCUCUGCGUAAUAUGCACUAGGUUUAAUGAGAUCAAAAUAUCAAUGUUAUGCACCUCGUGAAGGUGAAGUGCAAAGGGCGAAAAAACGAGGACUAGAAAAAGACGAGGACAACUUGCUAAUUAAUUUCUUCGGUACCCCAUGAUUGGGUACGCUACCACUACUGCUUAUGUCCAUUCAAGGUGCAGCUUCUUUCUGUCCAAGAACAUGAACAAUGUCUUCUAUCCAAAAACAAUCUUAUGUUCAUGAUGCAGAAAACACUACAGCAUUUUUUAUUUUUUCGUCUUUGUCAACGAACAGAGACAGACAACAACAAACAGAAAACAAGGAACAGACAAACAAUAAGCAGUUCAGGAGACGCUCUCUCUGGUCAAGAU
This is a messenger RNA of Amoebophrya sp. A25, 2671 nucleotides long. The record is from the annotation of a GenBank genome assembly. NCBI's taxonomy places the organism in Eukaryota, Dinophyceae, Syndiniales, Amoebophryaceae.